CCAGAGCCAAUUUACAGUUUGCCAUUGAACCUGGUCGGGCGUUCGCCAAAUCAUCGAGCGGGUGAACUUCGUAGUGCCUCCCAGGGAUCCAACCGACAAGAUGCUGCUGCUCCAACUGGGCUCCGUGGCCCUGCUCUUCUGCCUGGCCAGUGGCGCCUCCAAUUUCCCUCCCGAGCUGCCCCGCUGCCACAUGGGCGACACCAGCUGCAUCAUCAACGUGUCCCACAUGCUCAUCCGGCAGUACGCCCGGACUGGCUACGCGCCGGCUGGCUUCCCCCAGGUGGAGCCCUUCCUCAUCAAGCGCUUCGACAUCUCCGACGGACGCACUGGCUCGCUGAACCUCAAGCUCAACUUCAAGGAUGUGAAUGUGGAGGGCCUGUCGGGAGUGAAGUUCGAUAGGGCUGUUGGCUUUGGCGGAGAUCCUGCCACCAGCAAGUUUGAGAUGUACGGCUCCUUCCCCAAGAUCGUUCUGAAGGGCAAGUACGUGGCGGACGGACGCAUCCUGAUCCUGCCCAUUCGCGGCGAUGGCGAUGCCGAGAUCGUGCUGCACAAUCCCAAGUUCUCGGUGAAGUUCAAGCCGGGCACCCAGGUGCGCAAUGGACGCACCUUCCUGAGCGUGGACAAGCUCAAGGUGCUGGUGGAGCCACAGAAGAUGAACAUCCGCCUGGAGAACCUCUUCAACGGCGACCAGGCCCUGGGCACCAACCUGAACCAGUUCCUCAACGACAACUGGACGGAGGUGUGGAACGAGCUGCAUCCCUCCGUGCACGUGGCCAUCGCCGAGAUCAUGAAGAGCAUCCUCACGCAGCUGUUCAAGCGGUUCGCCUACGAGGAUCUCUUCCUGGACAACUGAGCACCAGGUGCUCGUCCGGCAUUAGGCUAAGUGUACGAGUAUUUCCUCACCAGCAUUCACACACAUGGGGCGUUGCAUUCCGGCCAUUGACAUAUCAUCGUAUCUGCUAAGCUAAGCUUUAAGCUGUAGAAAUAAAACAAACAUAAUGCGAAAA
This is a messenger RNA of Drosophila biarmipes, 1007 nucleotides long. RefSeq names its product protein takeout (gene Jhbp7). NCBI's taxonomy places the organism in Eukaryota, Metazoa, Arthropoda, Insecta, Diptera, Drosophilidae. The record is from RefSeq and is a predicted model, not a curated record. The transcript is spliced from 4 exons. Bases 101 to 853 code for a protein of 250 amino acids.